UUGCUUUUAGCACAAGUCACAAAUGUGUUGUUUAUGAAAAUAGUAUGCGUUUUGUCUGCAUGUAUUUGCUUAUGCAUGUAUUUACAUUUGAUUUAUCUUGCAGCAUAAGCCAGUAAAAACACUCUUCAAAUACAACACUUGAUUAAAUUCGGAACUAUCUUGAAGUUUCAAAAGUUUAUUGAAAUAUUAUUAAAUUCAACCCAUGAAAGUUCAAAGCCUUUUCACAAAUUGAUAAUAUGUAUUUUUGAAGGUAUAUAUUUUAAAUUAUGGAUUCAAAUGAUACUCGUGUGCCCGUUGAUGAAUUUAAUGCUGCUUUAUGGAGACGUUAUCACAACGGCAAAAUUAGAAAUGUCUAUCCACUGAUUAAAUAUAAUGAUAUUAUAGAAAAAAUAAAAACAAUCGAAGAAAAUCCACCGUGUAAUACUCCUGGAGAAUACUAUUUGCUACGAAAAUUUAUUGUUGUUAAUAUUAAUGGAAAAGAAAGAUUGUCCUGCAAGCCUGAAAAUUGCAUUUUGGCUGAAAAUUCUCAGGAAGUUGGUGUUUCUACGAAAUUUUAUGUUGCACUUGAAGAGAUUUAUGGUUUUCUGAAUGAAGCACAUAAAUGGAUAAAACAUGGUUGUAGAGAUAGGAUAGUCCGUAAACUUCAAAGUCAAGGUAUUGUAAACAUAACAAGAGACACUGUAGAAUUAUUCCUUUCUUUCUGUAAACUUUGCAGGCCAGGGAAAAAUUCUGCAUCUCGUAGAAUUGGACCUAAAAGUCAAUCAGUCCAAGUUUCAGGCAAUCCUGUAUCUAAAAAUAUCCAAGAAAUUCCAUUAACUAUAGAAAAUGGGACAGAAAACACUGUUUUAAAGAAUCUUUUAUCUUCAGAAGCCAAAACUGAAUUGAAUCAAAAUAAUUCUAUACCACAAACUACUGUUUGCACAUUUACUAGAGGAUUUAUAGAUUUAAUUGAUUAUAGUUUUUCACCAGAUGGAGAUUAUAGAUAUGUGUUUUUAUAUAUGGAUGUACAGACUUGUCUUUGUGCUUUGUAUCCAGUUAGAUGUAAAUGUACUUUUGAAAUAGUAUCUCAUCUUCUUAGUGUUUUCACUCUAUUGGGUCCACCUCAGGUUUUGCAUAGCAAUUUUGAAAACAAUUUUUUAUUUUCUAUUAUUCAAGAACUAAAACAGGCUCUACCAGAACUUAUAUUAGUUUCAGGCUCAACAAAUUAUGCAGAAGUUCAGGAAGUUGCACAAAAUUGUAUCUGUGAGGUAAAUUCCAUGUUAAAAACAUGGAUGUGUGAAACUAAGUCUAAUCAUUGGAGCUAUGGUUUGAAAUUAGUGCAAUUGAGAAAAAAUACCAAAAUCCCCUGUAAUAGUUCUAAGUCUUCAUAUGAAUGCUUUUUUGGACAUUCCUUAAAUUCAAAUUUGUCAUCUGAAAUUGACAUAAAUCUGUUAAAGAAAGCAGAUAAAGAAGAAAACUUAUUGAGUCUUAUAAAUGAACAGAAUUUAUCUGAAAAAGUGGUUCCUUCUUCACAACAAACUUGUGAACAUCUGCAAGUGUCACUGGAUCCAAAAAUAUGCUCACUGGUUCAAAAUAAUGUGCCUUCUGAUUUGCUAGAAUCUGAAAAUGAACAAAAUCUUUCUCCUGUGAUAAAACCUGAACCUCUCUCUGAUACAGAGGCACAAAAAGCAAAUGGUUUUGAGAUAAGUGAUUCAUCAAAUGACAGCUGCAUGUCACCAGGUCUUGGAAAUUUAGAAAUUGUAAUCAAACAAGAAGUAGAUGAUGAAGAUUCUUGAUAUAUGAAUUGAAAUCAAAGAAAUGGGCAUUUAUAGAAAAAUGAAGAAGUGAUAUCUGAUUUAUCAAAUACAUUCCAAAGAAAACUGUGGAAGAUUAUAGAUUUAUUUAUGACAGUUUGUUUUUGAAACAUUUUUA
Messenger RNA from Argiope bruennichi, 1911 nucleotides. Its product is annotated as KRAB-A domain-containing protein 2-like. Gene Ontology annotation, molecular function: nucleic acid binding. The coding region runs from base 267 to 1775 and encodes 502 amino acids. Lineage: Eukaryota; Metazoa; Arthropoda; Arachnida; Araneae; Araneidae. The record is from RefSeq and is a predicted model, not a curated record. The transcript has 5 exons.